This is a messenger RNA of Pipistrellus kuhlii (Kuhl's pipistrelle), 2218 nucleotides long. RefSeq names its product enolase 2 (gene ENO2). Bases 96 to 1400 code for a protein of 434 amino acids. The record is from RefSeq and is a predicted model, not a curated record. Lineage: Eukaryota; Metazoa; Chordata; Mammalia; Chiroptera; Vespertilionidae. Gene Ontology annotation, molecular function: phosphopyruvate hydratase activity; magnesium ion binding. Gene Ontology annotation, cellular component: phosphopyruvate hydratase complex. Gene Ontology annotation, biological process: glycolytic process. The transcript has 12 exons.
GCCGCCACUCCCGCUCUCUCUGCGCCGCCGCCGCCGCCACUGCCACCGCCACCGCCACCGGCUGAGUCUGCAGCACCGAGGAGAUCCCAGCCAUCAUGUCGAUAACGAAGAUCUGGGCCCGGGAGAUCUUAGACUCCCGUGGAAACCCCACUGUGGAGGUGGAUCUCUACACUGCCAGAGGUCUUUUCAGGGCCGCGGUUCCCAGUGGAGCCUCCACUGGGAUUUAUGAAGCCCUGGAGCUACGGGAUGGGGACAAACAGCGUUACUUAGGCAAAGGUGUCCUGAAGGCAGUGGAUCACAUCAACACAACCAUUGCACCAGCUCUCAUCAGCUCAGGGCUGUCCGUGGUGGAGCAGGAGAAGCUGGACAACCUGAUGUUGGAGCUGGAUGGGACAGAGAACAAAUCCAAGUUUGGGGCGAAUGCCAUCCUGGGUGUGUCCUUGGCCGUGUGUAAGGCAGGGGCAGCUGAGCGGGAAUUGCCACUGUAUCGCCACAUUGCUCAGCUGGCCGGGAACUCAGACCUCAUCCUGCCUGUGCCGGCCUUCAACGUGAUCAAUGGUGGCUCCCAUGCUGGGAACAAGCUGGCCAUGCAGGAGUUUAUGAUACUCCCGGUGGGUGCCGAGAGCUUUCGUGAUGCCAUGCAGCUUGGGGCGGAGGUCUACCACACGCUCAAGGGGGUCAUCAAGGACAAGUAUGGCAAGGAUGCCACCAACGUGGGAGAUGAAGGCGGAUUUGCCCCCAACAUCCUGGAGAACAGUGAGGCCUUGGAGCUGGUGAAGGAAGCCAUUGACAAGGCUGGCUACACAGAAAAAAUUGUCAUUGGCAUGGAUGUCGCUGCCUCAGAGUUCUAUCGUGAUGGCAAAUAUGACUUGGAUUUCAAGUCUCCUGCUGACCCCUCCCGAUACAUCACUGGGGACCAGCUGGGAUCCCUCUACCAGGACUUUGUCAGGGACUAUCCUGUGGUCUCCAUUGAGGACCCCUUUGACCAGGAUGACUGGGCUGCCUGGUCGAAGUUCACAGCCAAUGUAGGGAUACAGAUUGUGGGUGAUGACCUGACAGUGACCAACCCUAAGCGUAUCGAGCGGGCCCUGGAAGAAAAGGCCUGCAACUGUCUGCUACUCAAGGUCAACCAGAUCGGCUCAGUCACUGAAGCUAUCCAAGCGUGCAAGCUGGCCCAGGAGAACGGCUGGGGGGUCAUGGUGAGUCACCGCUCCGGAGAGACUGAGGACACCUUCAUCGCAGACCUGGUGGUGGGGCUGUGCACAGGCCAGAUUAAGACUGGCGCCCCAUGCCGUUCUGAGCGUCUGGCUAAGUACAACCAGCUCAUGAGAAUUGAGGAAGAGCUGGGAGACGAGGCUCGCUUCGCCGGACACAAUUUCCGCAAUCCCAGCGUGCUGUGAGCCCUCUCCUCUCCUGGAGCCUUGGACCCCCUCCACCCUCCUGGACCCCCUUCCUGUCCUGCUCUGUGAUAUCUCACCCCAGACACACCCUGGCUGACCCACCGCCCUGCUCCGGGGCUUGUCCCACCCCUGCUGUCUCUACUCUCCCCCUCUGGGUUCCGCUCCCUUCACGUCUCCUUCCUUUCCUCUCUCCCCGAAGACGGGCCACAGGAUGAGGGUGGUGAGGGGGUCCGUGGAAGAAUGGUCAGGGUCUGUUGACAGGAGCAUCAGGGUUGCUUGCUGAGGUGUUCAGGGAGGGGCCAUGUGUCACUGGUGCUUUGCGCCUGUUCCACGUGUUUCCCAUGUUGCAGAUGAACCAGGCAUUGCCUGGUGCGGAGGUGGAGGGAGGAUCUGGCUGCUUGGGCAUGCCUGGCCUAAGGUCUUAGUGUGUUAUUUAUUUUUCAUGGAUUGUGUUGAUUAAUCAUUUCCUCAUGAUUCCAGGGCCAAACACUGGCCUGACAGGAGGGGGCUGUGUAUUUCAUAUGGCUGAGAUUCUGAGAUGGUCUGGGAUGGAAGUCUUGCUGGAAUGCGGAGGGGGAACAGAAAAGGGCCUUUGCUGGCAGUUCCUUUGUGUGUAGCAGCCCUUCACGGAAGCCUGCUGGGGCCAGAGAUGGGGCUGUGCGCCCAGCACUCUUCCCCAGAACUCUUCCCAGCCCUGUGUUCCCUGUUCUUUCUCCAGCUGCCCCAGAGCAAUGUCUUGCUCCCACCAUGCCAUGUUCCAGUUCCCACCACCUCUGACACUGAAAUGAGCAGCACCAUUAAAGUCUGAAUCACAGUGC